UACUCUGAGUGGUUGUGUUCAUGUUUUAUCCUGAAAGGAUAAGAAACCAGGAGUCACACCUUCAAAUGCAGCUGUGAAGUCUGUCAGCAAAACUGCUGCUGUCAAAACAAAGAAAAAGGAUGAUGAUGAUGCUACACAGAUAGGAGAUGACUUGGAUGAAUGGAUGCAGCCCAAACAGCUAAUCAAGCCAGAUGACCAGCUAGAAUUGACAGAGGCAGAGUUGAAAGAGGAGUUUACCAGAAUCUUGACUGCAAACAACCCCCAUGCUCCAAGCAACAUAGUGCGCUACAGUUUCAAGGAAAAAUGCUAUAAACCAACAUCAAGUGUGGAUCAGCUGGCAAUUCACUUUGCUCUUGAUGGGAACAUGCUUCAUAAAGACUCAGAUGAAGCCAGGAGACAAAGAGCAAGGCAAGGACUGGAAGGCUUUGAUGACUUCCUGAGGCCAUUGAGCUCUGUUUCUGAACAUGACGCUGGGGAAGCUGGUGAAGAAGAAGACAAAGAAAAUAAAGCAGUUGAGGCAGUAGAGGAAAAACCAGCGGAAGAAGUUCGACCUGACUCGUCUGCCUCUGUGGGUGGAAAGAGUGAAGCAAAGUUGACGAACCAGUUUAACUUCAGUGAGAGAGCUUCACAGACUUACAACAAUCCUUACAGAGAACGUGGAACCUCAACUGAACCUCCACCAAGGGCAAACUUCUCAGCCACUGCUAAUCAGUGGGAAAUUUAUGAUGCAUACGUUGAGGAUUUGCAAAGACAGGAAAAAAUGAAAGAAAAGGAAAGCAGAAAGACCCAAACCUUCAAGAAAGACGACGACAAAAAGAAAAAGCUCAUGCAAGUUGAAGUGCAGGGUGAUGAUAUUUCAAGGAUUUCCAAACCGUGCAAGAUAGUGGAGAGAAUGAUAAACCAGAACACAUAUGAUGAAAUUGCACAAGAUUUCAAAUACUGGGAAGACGCCGCCGAUGAGUUUAAGGACCAGGAGGGGACACUGUUGCCGCUGUGGAAAUUUUCGUUUGAGAAAUCAAAGAGAAUGGCCGUCACCUCACUCUGCUGGAGUCCUAAGUACCACGACUUGUUUGGAGUGGGACACGGAUCGUAUGACUUUUUAAAGCAAAGUAACGGAAUGGUCGCAAUGUAUACAUUGAAGAACCCUUCAUUUCCAGAAUACAUAUGUGAGACAGAAAGUGGCGUGAUGUGCCUUGAUUUUCAUCCUGAACAUCCGAAUUACAUCGCAGUUGGUUUCUACGACGGUAGUGUUGGUGUGUACACUGUCGUUCAACAAACAAAUAAGAUCGAGCUGAUGUACAGAUCAACAGCGAAGAUGGGCAAACAUACGGACCCCGUUUGGCAGGUAAAAUGGCAAAAAGACGAUUUGGACAACAACAUGAACUUCUUCUCCGUAUCCUCUGAUGGCAGAAUAACACAAUGGACGAUCGUAAAGAGUGAACUGAGGCACACUGACAUUAUCACUCUGAAGCAGGGAAACACUCCUGAAGGAGAAGGAGACAACACACAGCUACCAAGUUUAGGUUGUGGAACUGCAUUUGAUUUUCAUAAAACAAUGGAUUAUAUGUUUCUAGUUGGCACAGAGGAAGGAAAGAUACACAAGUGCUCCAAAACUUAUUCAAGCCAGUUCCUCGAGACUUAUGAUGCACAUCACAUGGCAGUUUACUCUGUCAAAUGGAAUCAUUUCCACCCAAAGAUUUUUAUCUCGUGUAGUGCAGACUGGACAGUGAAGAUUUGGGAUCACCAUUAUCAAGAGCCGAUGUUUACCUUUGAUCUGAACAACUCUGUCGGUGAUGUGGCCUGGGCGCCUUAUGCUUCCACAGUGUUUGCCGCCUGUACGACUGAUGGACGGGUCUAUGUGUACGAUCUGAACGUGAACAAGUAUGAACCUCUAAGCGAACAAUCAGUGGCUAACAAGAAGAGAACAAAGCUGACUCACUUGGCUUUUAACCCGGAGUACCCAGUGCUUAUUGUGGGAGACGACAGAGGGUAUGUGACAUCGUUGAAGCUGUCACCAAAUCUCAGAAAAGCCACGCAGCCCAAGGAGAAAGCGAAGGGUCCCGAAAACGAAAUGGCAAAAAUGGAGAAAUUGUUGAGUCUCGUCAGAGAACCCUCGGCAAAGAAUUGAUCCCUAAAUUUUGCCGAUGACCAAACAAUCACCAAAGAGAGAAGAGUUAAAUCAUAUCUACAGUGAAAAAAGAGGCGGAUUUUCCGCGUUUUAAAAAAGCUUGUUGGUCAUAAGAAGACUUAAAAACAGUUUCAGCUUUAGGCAUUUAUGUGUAAAGCGAACCGUUUGCUCUUGCUUGUGUAAGUUAAUGUAACUCGGUUCUUACGUAAAUUUUGUGUGGAUUUUUUUGCAUGACUUGGUUGGCCAAGCAAAAGAAAAAUUCAGUAGUUAUAUCCAGUGUAAAUAUAUUUUAAUAGUGUAGUUUAGUUCAACUACUGAUGUCCUCACGCUUGAUACAAUGAAUGUAAUAAAAAAAACGAUUUUUUUUAUUCAAUGA
Messenger RNA from Pocillopora damicornis (cauliflower coral), 2504 nucleotides. Its product is annotated as dynein intermediate chain 2, ciliary. Gene Ontology annotation, molecular function: dynein heavy chain binding; dynein light chain binding. The record is from RefSeq and is a predicted model, not a curated record. Gene Ontology annotation, biological process: outer dynein arm assembly; cilium movement. Gene Ontology annotation, cellular component: outer dynein arm. Lineage: Eukaryota; Metazoa; Cnidaria; Anthozoa; Scleractinia; Pocilloporidae.